Molecule: messenger RNA, 1116 nt
Organism: Strongylus vulgaris
Lineage: Eukaryota; Metazoa; Nematoda; Chromadorea; Rhabditida; Strongylidae
Source: the annotation of a GenBank genome assembly
CAAGCGGAUCUGCAAGCAACUCAAGGCUUAGUCGUCUCCCUUGCCCCAAAGGCUUUGGUUCAAAGAUUUGUACCAGAACGCAAAGCGAAACUGGAGCCCGUAAACAUCCUGGUUCCAGUUGUUCCUUCAGUUUUCCCAAAACGUCUUCAAGAACUUCCAGAGAUGCCACGAUCAUUCCAAGAAGACCUAUCUAAGAGCCUCUCUAUAGAAGUGCCAGAUGAGGAAACCCCGGAGCCACUAACCAAUUCUGUGCCUUUUGAAUCGCAAGAAGCGCUACCUAAUCUUAAGUCACUUCAAGAAAACACUGAAGCUUUUGGAUCGCCACAGCCACCGAUACAAUUCACAGGCACGUCACCCUCGAAACCUCUUGAACAUUUGGUUUCUGGUGAUUUAAAACAGUUAUCUCAAGAGCUGCAAGAAGCCUCACAAGAAUUGCAAGCAGGACCUCGUUCAAUCUCCAAUGAGUUAUCGAAUAGCAUCCCGUUUCCCUUUCCUUCGAUCCCACAAGAAGUACCAGAGCUUCCCCCACUAGACACUUCUGCUCAAUUGAUACAAGAACAAUUUUCCCGACCAAAUCUGUUGCCAUUGCUCAUUCCAUCAGCUCAGAAACCCCCCAUACCUUUAGCACCGCCAGUAGUCACAUCGGAAAUUCCACCCGAACGGCGCUACACUACGAUGAAAGUCGAAACCGUGAAACCUAUCUUGCAAGAACAAUUUUCUCGACCAAAUCUGCUGCCAUUGCUUAUUCCAUCAGCUCAGAAACCACCCAUACCUUUAGCACCGCCCGUAGUCACAUCGGAAAUUCCACCCGAACAGCGCUACACUACGAUGAAAGUCGAAACCGUGAAACCUAUCUUGCAAGUAAAACCUCAAAGAAAUCUCAGGAUUAAAUCACCUUUCAUCCGUCCUGAUCGAACACCUACGGAGGAAGGAUUAUGGUGGACACCAAAACCAAGUUUUCUUGGUAAUCCCGCAAACUCUGUUGCUUUUAGCGAGCCUAAAAAAAAGAAGCCGCGGCUAUUACGGAAAGGUUAUAAGACGGUGGGUUAUUUCUAUUUAAUACUUUUGAGUAUUGAUUGGUUUUCUCUAUUUAUGAAUGACGCAAACAAUAAUUGA